CGCGCGUUGUUGUGCUGUGCGCUUUAGGAUGGACUGUGCGGUGAUCCUGGUGGUCGUGGUGCUGAUCGUGAGCAGUGUCCCGGCUGGUGACGCGAUUCGGAUCUGGACGAGGUGUGAAGUGGCUCGUGAGCUAGCGCUUAAGCACGUCCCGGAAGAACAGAUCGGUGAUUGGUUGUGCAUCGCCGAGCAGGGUUCAGCUUACAAUGGGUCGGCAGUUAAUUUAAGGUUUAAGCGGUUUGGUGGCAGCGGAUAUUAUGGGCUGUUCCAGAUAAUUGAUCGGUACGCGUGUGCAAAGUAUGGUUCAAUCUGUGGGCUGUCGUCGUGCGAUGAGCUGCUGGACGAUGAGCUGGACGAUGAUAUUGAGUGUAUGCUAAAGAUUCAUGCGGCGUACGUACGGGAGUUGGGAGAUGGGUUUGCUGCUUGGCCAAUUUACAAAACUGCUUGCCGUGCGGAAGAAAGUGAAACCUGGCCAAGGUCGCGGAGGUUAAGCGUUCCAUUCGAUGAUUGUCUCGAUGAGGAGGUGGUGAGGGUACAGGCGUACUUUAAGCGGAAGCGAUCAAAGGCGAAAAAAGCGAACCUCGUGCUAGCGCCAGCAGGGAAGGUGUAUGACAGAUGUGAACUGGCGAUGGAGUUGCGCGAUCGACAUCGGAUGCCGAUGGAACAGAUCGCAACUUGGGUGUGCAUUGCGUACCACGAGAGUCGGUUUAACACGUCGGCUGAGGGCCGUCUCAAUGCGGACGGGAGUGGCGAUCAUGGGCUGUUCCAGAUUAGUGACAUCUACUGGUGCUCGACGGAUGCAAAUCGGCCGGGUAAGGCGUGUCGUGUCACGUGCGACGCAAUGAAGGACAACGACAUUGCGGACGAUGUACGGUGCAUACGUAUGAUCUACGAAGAGCAUCAGCGUAUUUCGGGCAAUGGGUUUAACGCGUGGACAGUGUACAAGCCGUACUGUGAAGGUAGGGAGGCUAGCUUCAUGCACAAUUGCUUCGAGCAGGAAGAACAAUUCCCAACCACACCCAACAAACCACGGCCAGGCAUUGUGGCCCCAACAGUUCCAGCGAAGAAGUUACCCUCCUCGGAGAUCGGGAAGGUGUACGAUCGCUGUGAGCUGGCCAACGAUCUGCUACACAAGUUCCACAUGCCAAAGGAACAGGUGGCAACGUGGGUAUGCAUUGCGUACCACGAGAGUAGGUUUAACACGUCGGCUGAGGGUCGUCUCAAUGCGGACGGAAGUGGCGAUCAUGGGCUGUUCCAGAUAAGUGACAUCUACUGGUGCUCUCCCCCGGGUAAUGGAUGGGCCUGUGGGGUUAGCUGUGAUGCGCUGAAGGAUUCCGACAUUACCGACGAUGUACGGUGUGUACGAACGAUCUUUGAGGAGCAUCAACGAAUAUCCGGAGAUGGGUUUAAUGCUUGGUCAGUUUAUAAACCUUACUGUCAAGGUCGUUCGAGUUCAUUUGUGAGGGGUUGUUUUGGAGAGGAGGACGAGCAGAAGCACCCAGUUACCGUACCAAGACCGGCCAUAACAGCUCCAACAAGUGCCCCACGUGUUCGAUCCUCACCAGGCAAAGUGUUUGAGCGAUGCGAACUCGCCCGGGAACUUCAUCUUAGGCAAGGUCUUUCCCUGGAUCAAACAGCCAGCUGGGUGUGCAUCGCAAAAUAUCAAUCAAACUUCAACACGUCCGCGAUCGGUUACGGACCGGAAGGUGUGCAGUACCAUGGUAUGUUUCAGCUGAGCGAUGAGUACUGGUGCUCACCGCCGGGAAGAGGAUGGGUUUGUGGGAUCACCUGCGAACAGUUGCGUGACGGUGACAUCACAGACGAUCUGGCUUGCAUGCGACACAUCUACGAGGAACAUCAGCGCAUUUCCGGCGACGGGUACAAUGCAUGGGCCGUGUAUCAACCGUACUGUAAGGGUAAAAGUGCCACCCUCUUGGAUGGAUGUUUCGAGGAAGGUGAAAACGCGAUCGUUCCCACGCCACCGACUACCCGGCGUCCGGUGUCGCCGCCGAAGAAUUUCCCCCGCGGAAAGGUAUACAGCCGGUGCGAGUUGGCACAGGAGCUUUACUACCGGCAUGAACUACCGUAUGAUCAGAUCGCGACAUGGGUGUGUAUUGCACAUCGUGAGUCUAACUACAAUGUAUCGGCGAUCGGUCGGUUGAAUGCGGACGGCAGCGAAGAUCAUGGGCUGUUCCAGAUUAGCGAUAUUUACUGGUGUUCACCACCGGGGAAGGGAUGGGUUUGUGGACUGUCCUGUUCGGAUCUGGAGGAUAACGAUCUUACCGAUGACGUCGAGUGUAUGAAGACGAUCUAUGAGGAGCACACACGAUUGUCGGGUGAUGGUUUUAAUGCUUGGGCCGUCUAUCGACCUUAUUGCAAGGGACGGUCGGAUCACUACAUUGAUGGAUGCUUCGAGGAGGCUACAACGAAGAUCAUCACGACGAGGAUACCUACCACAACAGCCACCAGUACGACCAAGCGCACGACAAGGUCAUGGGCAAGUACAACAAAGUUGCCACGAUGGAGUACGAUCCCUACCACGCGAGCUGCCACCACUACCACUAGCAGGCCCAAAACGACUAGCAGUCGGUGGCAGACGGAAAGAACGGUACCUACCAACACACCGAUCACCACACGGUCCACCACAAGCUUGUACGACUUUUAUCUCAACAACUUCGGACGCCGUCCGGCCAUCACUACUGCCAUGCCGGUGUACACGUUCAAACCGUUUGCCUCGCGGCAGCGUGCAACGAUCACUGCCACCGAUAGCGCUACCAACCGUGCAACAACUACCAAAUCACCACCUGUCACCGUAGACGAUCGUUUUGCGCAGCGCACCACAAGGUUUAGUGACUUUAACCGUUGGUUCCAGGAUGGUUAG
Molecule: messenger RNA, 2878 nt
Organism: Anopheles maculipalpis
Lineage: Eukaryota; Metazoa; Arthropoda; Insecta; Diptera; Culicidae
Exons: 1
Coding region: 29-2878 (949 amino acids)
Source: RefSeq, a predicted model, not a curated record